Messenger RNA from Auanema sp. JU1783, 3414 nucleotides. The record is from the annotation of a GenBank genome assembly. NCBI's taxonomy places the organism in Eukaryota, Metazoa, Nematoda, Chromadorea, Rhabditida, Rhabditidae.
AUGUCAGACGAUGCUCCAGCAAGACUAGAAGGAUUAAACGAAGUCACUGGCGGAUUAAUCGUUCGUAGGAAAGAUUCUGAUUCAAAAAAGCACGAUGACGAUCACAAAUCCAUGCUAGGAUUGGACUCACUAGCAAGAAUCAAGAAAGACGAAUCCCGUAAAAGAAGAGCUGAAGAAGAUACUCCUGGUUCAGGACUAACUGCUAGUAUUCGUGGAAAAAUUGAAAAAUUCAAGGAUGAGAAGUACCGAGGAGAUAAACGUGGAAUAGUAGCUGACACUAGAAAAGAUAACAGAUAUGACAAAGAUAAAGACCGUUACCGAGACCGUGAUCGUCGAGACCGGGACCGUGAUAGAGGCAGAGAUAGAUAUGAUAGAAGCGAGCGCAGAGAUCGGGAUAGUUCGAGAAGGAAUAGAGAUCGAGGUGAUGAAACUCCAGAUUUCCGAGUUCCUGACACUCCUUCCCGGUCUACCUGGGAAUUAGAAGGCGGUAGACGAUCCAAGACUGAGUGGGACACUCCUUCCCCAUAUGUGCGAAGAGGAAAUGAUACAGAAAGGAGUGUAUCUAGUGUUUAUCGAAGUGAACGAAGACGUUACGAAGAAGAACGACGUAGAAAACGAAAUUUGCCUGAAGAUAGUAUCAGAUCUAUGAAAGAAGACUUAUCAGAGCCGUUUUUCAAAGAUGAAUUUGAACAGAAAGAAUGGGAAGCUGACCAGAAGAUGCUGGACCGUGAAUGGUACGAUAACGACGGUGCAUUUGAUGACGAAUACAACCCCUUCAAUAAAGUAAGUGAAGAGUUCGUUGAGAAACGAGAGAAGCAGUGGCUUGAGAAAACGAAUAAGCCUCGUUUAACAGUUCGUCAGCAACAAAUCAAAAGAGACAACGAAAUGUGGGAAAGUAAUAGACUUCAUCGAUCAGGAGUCGUCAUAUCCAUGGAUGAGGCUAUCAUUGAAGACGAAACAGAUGAAAAUCGCGUCCAUCUUCUCGUACACAACAUAGUACCUCCAUUCUUGGAUGGGAGAAUUGUUUUCACAAAGCAAUCCAAACCUGUCAUCCCAGUAGUGGAUACUACUUGUGAUAUGGCAGUCACUGCUUCCAGAGGAAGCAAAGUUGUAAAACAGUUCAGAGAAUCUGAAGAACGCAAAAAGGCGCAAGAUAAGCAUUGGGAGUUGGCCGGCAGUAAUUUGGGUAAUCUUAUGGGUAUCAGAGAAAAACAGGAGGAGCGAGAGCCCGAUGAAGAUGCAUCUAAUUUCAAGGAAUCCCAUCAGUUUGCUUCACAUAUGGGAGAUAAUGAGGCUGUUUCUGAUUUUGCCAUGGAAAAGACCCUCAAGCAACAAAGAGAAUAUUUACCUGUGUUUGCUUGUCGACAGAAGAUGAUGAGUAUCAUUAGAGAAAAUAACGUUGUUAUUGUUGUCGGAGAAACCGGAUCCGGAAAAACUACUCAGUUAGCUCAAUAUCUUUUAGAAGAUGGUUUCGGGGACACAGGAUUGAUUGGAUGUACACAACCUCGUCGUGUUGCUGCCAUGAGUGUAGCUAAACGUGUAGCCGAAGAAAUGGGUGUUGAACUUGGCCAGGAAUGUGGUUAUGCUAUUCGUUUCGAAGAUUGUACAUCAGACAAAACGAUUGUUAAAUACAUGACUGAUGGUAUAUUAUUGAGAGAAUGUUUGGGUGAUGGUGAUCUUGAUCAGUACUCAGCUAUCAUCAUGGACGAAGCUCAUGAAAGGUCAUUGAAUACUGAUGUGCUUUUUGGUCUUCUCAGGGAUGUUGUAGCCAGAAGAUCUGAUUUGAAACUCAUUGUUACUUCGGCUACUAUGGAUGCUGAGAAGUUUGCGAUGUUCUUUGGUGGUAAUUGCCCCGUCUUCAAUAUUCCUGGACGUACUUUCCCUGUCGAGAUUUUCCAUGCUCGAACACCUGUUGAAGAUUAUGUGGAUGCCGCUGUCAAACAAGCUAUCACAAUUCAUUUGGGUGGAAUGGAUGGGGAUCUUCUCAUUUUCAUGCCUGGACAAGAAGACAUUGAGAUUACUUGUGCGUUGAUAAAGCAGAGACUAGAAGAAUUGGAUGAAGCUCCACCUUUGGCUGUUUUACCUAUUUAUUCUCAGUUGCCUAGUGAUCUUCAGGCCAAAAUUUUCCAAAGAGCGCCAGGAGGAAUGAGAAAAACAAUUGUUGCUACUAAUAUUGCUGAAACUUCUUUAACAGUAGACGGAAUCCUUUUCGUUAUAGACCCUGGAUUCUGUAAGUUGAAAGUCUUCAAUCCCCGAAUUGGUAUGGACGCUCUACAGGUUUUCCCAGUUUCACAAGCUUCUGCGAAUCAAAGAUCCGGUCGUGCUGGUCGUACUGGUCCUGGACAAUGUUUCCGUUUGUACACAGAACGACAAUUCAAAGAUGAGCUAUUGGUAUCAACUGUUCCUGAAAUCCAAAGAACUAAUCUGGCUAAUGUUGUACUUCUACUCAAAUCUCUUGGUGUAGACGAUUUAUUGAAAUUCCAUUUCAUGGAUGCCCCACCUCAGGACAAUAUGCUUAACUCUAUGUAUCAGCUGUGGACCUUAGGUGCAUUGGACAACACAGGACAGCUUACUCCUCUUGGUCGAAAAAUGGUAGAAUUCCCUCUAGAUCCUACUUUAUCAAAGAUGUUAAUCGUUUCUGAGAACAUGGGAUGCAGUGAUGAAGUACUCACAAUCGUAUCUAUGCUGUCUGUACCAGCUAUUUUCUUCCGUCCAAAAGGAAAAGAGGAAGAAGCUGAUUCCAAAAAAGAGAAAUUCCAAGUACCUGAGUCAGAUCAUCUUACAUUCCUCAAUGUAUAUUUACAAUGGAGACAACAUAAGUAUUCAGCUAAAUGGUGUGCUGAUAACUAUUUACACGUCAAAGCACUGAAGAAGGUGCGCGAAGUUCGUGCUCAACUGAAAGAGAUUAUGCAAGAACAAAAAAUAAAAAUGGUGUCAACCGGUAGCGACUGGGAUGUGAUACGAAAAUGUAUCAGCUCCGCUUAUUUCCACAAUGCUGGAAGACUGAAAGGUGUCGGAGAAUAUGUUAACGUCAGAACUGGAAUACCAUGCUUCUUGCAUCCAACAUCAGCACUGUUCGGUAUGGGUUUCAUGCCCGAUUAUGUCGUGUAUCACGAACUGAUUAUGACGGCCAAAGAAUACAUGCAGUGUGUGACUGCUGUAGAUGCUGUAUGGUUAGCUGAACAGGGUCCUAUGUUCUAUUCUGUUAAGGAAUCUCUAUCAUCUAAAACAAUGAGACAUGAGAAGAGAAUGGAAAGCGUUAGGACUGUUGAAAGUAUGGAAGCUGAGAUGCGAGAAGCUCAACAAGAGAUGCUACGUAGAAAGGAACAAUCAGAAAGAGAAUUCAAAAGACCUGAUAGUGUGCAGUUAGUCGAUUUCGGACGUUCCGUCAGGUCGAAACGUUUUGGAAUGUAA